Messenger RNA from Pelobates cultripes (western spadefoot toad), 498 nucleotides. The record is from the annotation of a GenBank genome assembly. Lineage: Eukaryota; Metazoa; Chordata; Amphibia; Anura; Pelobatidae.
AUGACAACCAAUGACAAACAGAUUGACUUCUUAGAUGUCCGUCUGUACAAAGAAGAUGGCAAAAUAGCCUAUACUUUAUUCAACAAACCAACAGACAGGAACACCCUCCUGCAUGCUGAAAGUCAUCAUCCGAAACAUCUCAUUAACUCACUCCCACAGUCACAAUUUAUGAGAGUAAUACGUAACAAUUCCAAUAUGGCAAACACCCAACUCCAAUUACAAGAUAUGUGGGAUAAAUUCCUUGCACGGGGUUAUAAACACAGGGAUUUGUCCAAGGCAUUGGACAGAUGUUACGAAAUGCCGUUACAGAUUACAGCCACAACAGUAUCAACAGAAAGAUUGGUAUUCCCAACAACAUAUACCACCAUAUCUAACGAGAUUAAACAAUCAGUGGACCGCAACUGGCGAAUCCUACAGAAUGAUACCAGUUUGCCACCCCAAUUCAAACAGCGCCCAAUGAUGUGCUACCGGAGGGGCAGCAACUUGAGGGAUCUAUUG